AUGGCCAGAUCUAGUAAAGCGAUAGCGUUGCUCAUCUACGGAAUCAUGAUGCACUACAGCGCCUACUGCACGCCUAUUGGGAUGACUUUUUCCCAAGAUGAGGUAGACAACGAUGUAUUUGACGAAGACGGAAACUCGUUAAGCGACCUGGCUUUUGGCACUGAUCAAAUUGCUAUACGAAGUCCUCCAUCUCUCACGGAUGACCUAUACACGCUAUACUAUCCGCCAGAGAAAAGAACGGAAAGGCAUGCAGAUGGAUUAUUAGAUAGAGCCUUGAGGGACAUCCUGGUUCAGUUAUCAGCACGAAAAUAUCUGCAUUCUCUGAUGGCAGUUCGCGUAGGCGGAGGAAGCAGCGAGGAAGACGAAUCGGAACCACUAUCAAAAAGGCAUUCGGAUGGGAUCUUCACCGACAUAUACAGUCGCUACCGAAAACAGAUGGCCGUCAAGAAGUAUUUAGCAGCCGUCCUGGGAAGAAGGUACAGACAGAGAGUUAAAAACAAAGGACGUCGAUUUGCUUAUUUGUAGCGCUGACAAAACUGCCCCCAACUGCCCCUCCAUGUGUACAUUCAGUCCUAAGAUCAAAGUCAUUCUGAUAUAACUGAUUAAUCAGUGGAUCGCGCCUGUGUUCUUUAAACAUGUAUUUAUGUAUGAAGUAAAGCCAUUAAAAUGAAUAUUUUACUAAUAA
Messenger RNA from Danio aesculapii, 685 nucleotides. RefSeq names its product adenylate cyclase activating polypeptide 1b (gene adcyap1b). NCBI's taxonomy places the organism in Eukaryota, Metazoa, Chordata, Actinopteri, Cypriniformes, Danionidae. Gene Ontology annotation, molecular function: neuropeptide hormone activity; peptide hormone receptor binding; pituitary adenylate cyclase activating polypeptide activity. The record is from RefSeq and is a predicted model, not a curated record. Gene Ontology annotation, biological process: regulation of protein localization; adenylate cyclase-activating G protein-coupled receptor signaling pathway; positive regulation of GTPase activity. Gene Ontology annotation, cellular component: neuron projection; perikaryon; extracellular region.